CAUGCAGUUGCAGGUGAAUAGAGGUGAACCAAGUGUCUCUUCUAUUACCAGAACCCCAUCAGUCGACCUGUACAGUCGCCCAGUUACGCAGUAGUGGAAGGAUACAGACUCCUCUGUAAUAUUCAAACGUCACUUGUACACAGCCAACAUUUUGGAUACUGUUGGAUUCUGUCUUCUCUUCUGAUUUGGUAUUCGAUUCGACAGUCUAAAGGACAAUGUACUUUGACAAAUUGUUGUGUGUAUUUUGCAUUACGUUGUUCAACAUUUUACCCCUUACAGAAGGUAACUGUAGUGUUAACAAUUUACCCAUUCAGCCCAACUUUGACCUCGAUAAGUAUGUAGGCAAAUGGUAUGAAUACCAAUGGCAUACCAAGAUCUACUAUCAGCCAGAAGAUAGAUAUAACGACUAUUACCACUACUAUGUUCAAACAACGAGUGGCAACAUUACAAACUACAUCAAUGGACGUGAUCCGACAGCCCCGGAUGGAAAAUGCUUUUUCGUGAAUUUCAAUCUCUACCCAACAAACAGUCCUGGAAAACUCAUCUAUACAUCCCAAAAGGGAGAAUUUCCGUAUUGGGUAUUGGAAACCGACUACACUCAAUACGCUUUUGUCUAUGGCUGUUACAACGUUUCUAACGACGGGACAUGCAAUGAGGCUCAAUCAUGGAUCUGGAGCCGAACACCAAAGUUUCCACAGAUUAUCAAGGACAAAGCUCCAUCCUGGUACAAUCUUACCUGCCUCCCAGCUUCUACCUUCCUGGACACUAAACAAGAAAAAGAAUGCAAUGUACCGGCCCAAUACAAGAUAACACCAGACCAAAGCUGUCAGGUCUCCGAUGUACCAAUACAACCGGACUUCAACAUCACACUAUUUAACGGCACUUGGUAUGAGAUGCAGUGGUUGGCACAGGUAUACAUCCCUGCAUCUGAGUUGUUCCAGGAUUACCAACAUGAGUACAUCCUUCAAGAAGAUGGAUCUCUGAAGGGAUACAUCAGAGGCAGGACUGACAAGGGAUGUUUCUACAGACAGGCAUCACUAACGUUAUCUGGAACACCCGGGAAACUACAUUUCAACGUCACAGAGGGAGGUUCAGAUAACUAUCCAUACUGGAUCGUCGAUACCGACUACAAUAACUACGCUGUCAUGUACGGUUGCCUGAACGUGAGCACAAGUGGAAAUUGCACAAGGGCUAGAUCUACUGUAUGGAGUCGCCGCAAGUCUCUGGCUCCAAAUUUCCAGUACCGCGCUAACUCCUUCCUUCAGAAUCUGUGUGUGAACCCUGCUGCGUUCCUCUUGACGUCCCAGAACAACCCGUGUGACCCGUGUUACAAGCAGCCAUGUGGAAAAGAAAUUAGCGGAGGAACUACUUCCAUCUCCGACUACCAGCUUAUCCUACUUGCACUUGUCAUUUUCUUGUCCAUUUAGUGCAGUGCAUGUAUGCAUGCAUGAGAGAGAAUGUACCAUUUGAAGUAUAAACAGACGACCUUUGAUCAGCGUCUUGACAUUUGCACUAAAGUUCAAUAUGGGUGCAGUCAAUGAAUCAGAUGGCAUCAGAUGCGUCAACAUGUUAUUGUUACACAUAUAAAUAUCCAAGAGAACAUAUUUACACCAUAACAUUUUUCAUUUAUAUAUAUUUACAAUUUAUUUUUGAAGGUUGUAUGAGAGAGAACUUAUUAUUUGAAGUAUUGACUGCUGAUGUCGUUUGAUCAGCAGAGUCGGUACAUUUGCACGAAAGCACAACCAUGGCUGUAGUCAAUGACUCAAAUGGCAUCAGGUGCACCUGCAGGUGGUUGUUACAUAUAUGUAGGUGAGAGUAUAUAGUUUCGUUUACAUACAAUUUGAAUUGUGUAAAUGCGAAUCAAUAAACAAAAAAUCAUUUAGAUCAAUUUAGACCAAUCUGCUUAAUGAGUUGAUGAUUUAAAACAUGUAAACAUUGUAUCAUUUCUGAAUCGGUGAGAACCCAUUCCCGAAAAAACACAACUCAGCGAAAGUAUCAGUCUUCUAAAAGUUACAUCGGAUUUGCUCGACUCAAGACAACGUUCACAAGUGUCAGUUGAACUGAGCCAUGAAAUAUGCCGGUGAAAUAAGGCAUCUUCUCAAAUGUUGCCUAAACUUGUGGGCUGGGUAUCCGAUAAUAAUGUUUAAAUAAAUACUGAUGUAUAAACCA
Molecule: messenger RNA, 2169 nt
Organism: Haliotis rubra (blacklip abalone)
Lineage: Eukaryota; Metazoa; Mollusca; Gastropoda; Lepetellida; Haliotidae
Exons: 10
Coding region: 216-1427 (403 amino acids)
Molecular function (GO): retinoid binding; retinol transmembrane transporter activity
Source: RefSeq, a predicted model, not a curated record